GGGAAGGGGUCAGAUUUAUCCUGAUGGUAGCAAAAGUAACAAUACAGUUUAUAAUGCUACGGCAGGAGGGAUAAUAAGCAAAAUUUUACGAAAAGAAAAAGGGGGAUACGAAAUAACCAUAGUGGAUGCAUCGAAUGAACGCCAAGUAAUUGAUAUUAUCCCUCGAGGCCUAGAACUUCUUGUUUCAGAGGGCGAAUACAUUAAACUCGAUCAACCAUUAACGAGUAAUCCUAAUGUGGGUGGAUUUGGUCAAGGGGAUGCGGAAAUA
Eruca vesicaria subsp. sativa (arugula) is the source of this 268-nucleotide messenger RNA. The record is from the annotation of a GenBank genome assembly. NCBI's taxonomy places the organism in Eukaryota, Viridiplantae, Streptophyta, Magnoliopsida, Brassicales, Brassicaceae.